GUAUUUGGAAAUGUUGAUAAAGUUGAGGUUGAUGAAGAGAAACAGAAGAAUCUUGUGAUGGAACGUGAAAGAAGAAGAAAAGGAAGAGGAUGAGCAAGAAUGAGUUCGACAGAGAAAGAGCAAGAGGGAGGUCCAAACUGUAUUUCAGUGGCUGCGCUGUACUUGGUGCAUGUACCGCCCAGUACCUUUUACAGCAUUGGAACCUGCAGAUAGACAGGUACAGGUACCAGUACAAAGGUGGUGUGCUGUCAAAGGAAGAAGAACAAAAAAGGAACAAAUAAGGAACAGAGGAGCAUUAGGCAUCAUCACCCCGCUAAGAGGCACUGAAGGUCCAGCUCCCGUGAUUGGCAAAGACGUGCAUGCUGAGGCUCUGCUAUAAUAAUGACUGGAGUGUUUCUCCUAGAAUGUGCU
Trichoderma harzianum CBS 226.95 is the source of this 411-nucleotide messenger RNA. RefSeq lists its product as hypothetical. The record is from RefSeq and is a predicted model, not a curated record. The transcript has a single exon. The coding region runs from base 170 to 379 and encodes 69 amino acids. NCBI's taxonomy places the organism in Eukaryota, Fungi, Ascomycota, Sordariomycetes, Hypocreales, Hypocreaceae.